Antechinus flavipes (yellow-footed antechinus) is the source of this 3395-nucleotide messenger RNA. It is a transcript of the gene TNFAIP8L1, whose product is annotated as TNF alpha induced protein 8 like 1. Gene Ontology annotation, biological process: regulation of apoptotic process; negative regulation of TOR signaling. Gene Ontology annotation, cellular component: cytoplasm. The record is from RefSeq and is a predicted model, not a curated record. Lineage: Eukaryota; Metazoa; Chordata; Mammalia; Dasyuromorphia; Dasyuridae. The coding region runs from base 1629 to 2228 and encodes 199 amino acids. The transcript is spliced from 2 exons.
UUUUAAGGUUUUAUUGUCACGUUUCACAUCUGCCUCUCAGUCGCUUCUAGGUCUCAUUGGGUUCUAAGGUGCGCAAGUAAGGAAGGAGUGCAUUCCAGGCGUGGGUCACAGCUUUCUCAAAGACAUGGGGGCAGAAUAAAGGAAUUAGAGGAAUAGGCAAGAGAACAGUUGGGCUGGAAUGAAGAAUUUACGAAGGAGGCUGGUAUGAAAUAUGAAGGAGGCUGGAGAGGGAGCGUCGAGCCAGGCUCUGCAGGCCCUUGGGUGCCAAGCUGAGGAAGCUUGCUCUGGGGGCCACAGAAAGCCCUGAAAAGAAGGAAAAAGAGUAUUUGGGCAUCUGUGUUAAGGAUGCACUAGAGAGGGAAGGGCUUAAUCUGGGAAAUUGGUGGGUAGAGGGGAUGAAGACCUCAGAGAGGGAGGUAGCCAUAGAAACAGAGGUCAGAUAUAAGAUGUUGUAGAGAGAGAAUUGGCAAGAUCUGGCAACUGGUCAGAUAGCGGGGGUGAGGAGGAGGGAGGUUAUGUGUGGCCUUGUGAGUCUAGACCAGGGAGAGAUGGCACUACCCUUGACAGAAAUGGGCAAGCCUGGAGGAGAAUCAGGUUCAGAAGAGAGAUAAUGAUUUCUGUUUGGGGCAUGUUGCAUUUACACUGUUGAGAUGUCUAGCAAGCAAGUUGGUGACGCCAUUGGAAUCCAAGAAAGAUUUGAUAAAUAAUAGAUGUUUUUUGCUGAGGCAAUUGGGGUUAAGUGACUUGCCCAGGUACACACAGGUGAAGUAUCUGAGGUCAGAUCUGAACUCAGGUCCUCCCGAUUUCAGGGCUGGGGCUCUACCCACUGCGCCAUCCAGCUGCCCCCAAUAAAUAAAUUUAGUAGUAAUCUGCCUAGAGGCAAUCAUUGAUUAGGAUCAGAGGAGCAGAGAAACUGCCAAGAAAUUCAGGGAGAGAAGAAAAAAAUAGUCUAGAAGAGAUGUGUGGGGGAGUUUACAGUCAGGGAAGUAGAAACGGAUGGUGAUAUGGCAAGGGAGACUGAGAAGGGUCAAUCAAGAGAGAAAAACGGACGCCAAGGGUAUAAUAUCUCAGAAGUCAAAAAAGGAUAGAAUAUACAGGGUGGAAGAGCGCUUGACCGAGGCUGAGGAGAAUGAAGACUGAGAAAGGCUCUUGGAUCUGGCCGUUGAGGAGCUUGGGUAAACUUGGAGAGAGCGAUAUCAGUUAAUUGGUGGGGUAGGAAGCCGGACUUCAAGGGGCUGAGAAAUGAGUGGAAGGUGAGAAUGGGGAGCCCACCAGUGGCUUUUUCUGGGUGUCUGGCUACAAAAGAGAAAGCUACAGGGUACGUCGGAAGAGGAUGGGAGGGUCAAGUGAAGGCUUGCUGUUUUUGAAGGAAUAUAGAAGAUGGAGAUACGUGUGUAUGCAGAACCAAGAGAUAAAAACAGAUUGGAGAUGAGAAAAAGGAAGAUGCUGGGAGGCAAUCUCCCAGAGGAAACUGGAAGGGGUGGGAUCAGGGGUCACAAGUAUUUGUUUGCUCUGUGUAGAAACCAGCCCACAACAGUUUCACAAGCUGGAGCAAAGGAGGAGAGAACAGGAGGAUGAAUAGAGAUUUGGAGGUGGGGGAAUAAGGGAAAAGAAAGAGUUCACAGUGGAUGACCUUCAUUUUCUCAGCCAAGUGGAAGGGAGCAAACAUGGACACCUUCAGCACCAAGAACCUUGCCCUGCAGGCUCAAAAGAAACUCCUGAGCAAGAUGGCCUCCAAGACCAUGGCCAGCGUGUUCAUCGACGAUACGAGCAGUGAGGUCCUGGAUGAGCUCUACAGGGUGACAAAGGAAUUCACCCGGAACCGUAAGGAGGCUCAAAAGAUCAUUAAGGACCUUAUCAAGGUCGUCAUGAAGCUGGGCAUCCUGUACCGCAAUGGGCAGUUCAGCCCGGAGGAGCUGGCGCUGAUGGAACGCUUCCGAAAGAAGGUCCACCACCUGGCCAUGACCGCGGUCAGCUUCUACCAGAUAGACUUCACGUUUGACCGUCGGGUCAUGGCCACGACCCUCCACGAGUGCCGAGACCUGCUGCACCAGGCUGUCAACACCCACCUGACGAGCAAGUCCCAUUCCCGCAUCAACCACGUCUUUAACCACUUUGCGGACUUUGACUUCCUGGCGGCCCUCUACGGACCCUCUGAGCCCUAUCGCUCCCACCUGCGGCGGAUCUGCGAUGGGAUCAACAAAAUGCUGGACGAAGACAGCAUCUGAUUUCGGAAACGACUGGCGACACGGGGCCGAUGAAGCUGCUCCUCAGAGGUGGGGGAGAUACGCUUUCUCUUCCUAUUUCUUUCCUCCCAAUCUGCAUCUAGCCCAACUGACGCGAUCUUCUCCCAUUCCUUAUGGUAUGACAGGGAUUUGCGUCCCACAGAAUUGUUUUACCAGAAAAUUUCACAGGCUUCGCCUCCACCUGUGUAGGAAGUGCUCUCAGGGAAUCAGGGAGCCCCAAAGGGGAGCUUUGUUGCUUCAAAGAGCAGUGCAUCGUACCAUGGAAAAUAUGGCCUGGGGACUAGAAGCGCCUCGGCUUCAGGGAGGUGGCCGCUGAGCCCGGUGAAUGUCCCGCCCUGACUUGGUCUGAGCUCUCCUUCCUGGGGCACUCGGAACUGCCCUGUGGUCCUGUGAGAUACAGCUGCAUUCAUACUCUGAAAGCCCAGUGUAUGCUGGCCAGGGAAAACCUACCACAGGAGCAGGCCUCCGUCCCACUCAAUGUUAACAGGACUCCGAGGUGGUUUUAGGCAAAGCUAGUUUGGACUGAGAAUCCUUCUGCUGAAUUCAGAACAUUGUUUGCAAGGCCUGCAGAAGGUACAGGAAGGUUGUGGUUUUGCUUUUUUGCUUUUUGUUUUUAAAGGAUUUAACGGUUUGUAAGAACCAGAUCUGUUUAGGGUAUAUUCUUAGGCUAAAGAGACAGCUUGCAGAGAGAGGGAAGAUAGAAACUGCUGUCGCGGAGAGAUUGAGGGCUCAUCUUCCGUGUCCCUUUUUGAACUCAAAGGCAUAUAGUUUGUUCUGUGAUAUUUUUCCACCGUGGCUGGGACUCCCUUUCCACAUAUGGCAGAAAGCCAUGGCCAUCCCCAUCCUCACCUAUGCGAUGGAAGUGAGUCUUCCAUACUGUGGAUCCUCAUUUCCAGUGAGAUCAGAGAUGCAGCUUCAGACCAAAUGACAAAUGGGCACUUUGUUAUCCUAAGAAGAACCAAGAGUUCCAAAUGACAAUUCUCUCUUCAGUUCCUCCAACUGAUUCUAUCAAUAUAAUUGUUUGUGUUUUGUUUCUUGGUUAUUCUCCAAUCUGUCCUUAAUAUUUCAUGGGUUUGGGAUUUAAAAAAAUUUUUAAGACAACUGAUACUACUGAGCUAUUUAAAUAAAGUCACAUACCUUCUACUUGAA